AUGGAUCUGGAUCCGAGGAACGGCCUGGAUCCGAAGAGCGGCCUGGCUCCAAAGAGUGACCUUUCUUCAAAGAGCGACCUGGCUCCAAAGAGCUUCCCGCCCGAAGACGCAUCGGCCACGAGUCCCGGCCGUGCCAUCCUGCAACCACCGCAUGGCAGCCGCGCUGGUUUCCCCGGCACGCUAGAGGUGCCGUCGUCGUCGUCGUCGUCGUCGUCGGGACUCGGCGCCGUCCACAGAAAGCUCUCCGCGCCAUCUCCCCCAGGCUCUGGCGAGUCUUGCCGCCCCGUCGCCCUGGAGAGGUGGCAAACCGAAACAUACCCGGACAAGCGGGAGAGAUCCCAGUCGAUUCCCAGUAGAGCUUGGAUUCCGCUCGCCGGCGCCAUCUCGACCAGCCACGCAGAUGACGACGAGUCGGACGCUUCGUCCGAGGCAGACUUGCACCAUGCGCCACCCGACGGCGGCCAAGACCUGGGGACAACGACCACCGGGGGCAAGAGCAUUCGCGGCAUCGACGCGCCAAAGGAGAAGAAGAAGAAGAGGAAGAGCCUCAUGCACAGGAUCCUGGUGAACGAUCGGCACUGCAGGAGCACGGGAAGCGCGCAAAGCGAUGGACGGUUGGCAAUCACGGUGCAUGAAACCGCCCAUACGGGAUACAUUGCCAAUGCUCUCGGUGCCGUGGCUCACAGCAUGCGGCCGAGAAGGGCCAAGACGACGACGGCUCGCCCCACGUCCCUGCCGUCUGCGCCGCCGCCGCUGCCGCCGCCGCCGCCGCCGCUGCCCAUGCCGCGCCUCAGCAUCGUCGUCAUGGUGGUUGGAUCCCGGGGCGACGUCCAGCCCUUUCUGAGGAUAGGCAAGUACCUGAAGGAGGAGCUUGGCCACCGCAUCCGCAUCGCCACCCAUCCCACGUUUCGAGACCUGGUCGAGAAGGACUCUGGGCUGGAGUUCUUCUCGGUCGGCGGCGAUCCCGCCGAGCUCAUGGCCUUCAUGGUCAAGAACCCCGGCAUGAUCCCGACGCUGCAAACCAUGAAGGCUGGCGAGAUUGGCAGACGCCGCGCCGCCAUGGCCGAGAUGUUUGACGGCUUCUGGCGGUCCUGCAUCCACGCCUCCGAGCACGAGACGACGCCCCGCGGGAGGGGAGCCGGGGACCGCCGCCGCGUCUUCGUUGCCGACGCCAUCAUCGCCAACCCCCCCAGCUUCGCCCACAUCCACUGCGCCGAGGCGCUCGGCAUCCCUCUCCACCUGGUCUUCACGUUCCCCUACACCCCGACGCACGCGUUCCCGCACCCGCUCGCGAGCAUCAAGCAGACCAACGUCGACCAGGGGUACACCAACUUCAUCUCGUACCCCCUUGUCGAGAUGAUGACGUGGCAGGGCCUGGGCGACCUGAUCAACGACAUGCGCGUCAACACGCUGGCGCUGGAUCCCGUGUCGACCCUCUGGGCCCCGUGCGCCACCUACCGCAUGCACGUGCCGGUCACGUACCUCUGGUCGCCCGGGCUGAUCCCCAAGCCCCAAGACUGGGGCGACGAGAUUGCCGUGUCCGGCUUCGUCUUCCUGGACCUCGCCUCGGCCUUCCACCCGCCCCCGGAGCUGGUCCGGUUCCUGGACGCCGGAGAACCCCCGGUGUACAUCGGCUUCGGAUCCAUCGUCGUCGACGACGCCGACCGGUUCACGGACCUGAUCUUCGAGGCCGUGGAAAAGGCGGGCGUCCGCGCGCUGGUGUCGAGGGGCUGGGGCGGCCUGGGCCGAGACGACGUGCCCGAGAGCAUCUUCAUGCUGGACAACACCCCCCACGACUGGCUGUUCCCCAGGGUGCGAGGGUGCGUCCACCACGGCGGCGCCGGGACGACGGCCAUCGGGCUCAAGUGCGGCCUGCCCACCAUGAUUGUGCCCUUUUUCGGGGACCAGUACUUUUGGGGCAGCAUGGUGGGCAAGUCUGGCGCGGGCCCCGAGCCGGUGCCGUACAAGCGCCUCACGGCGGACCGGCUCGCCGACGGCAUCAGGUACCUCCUCACCGCCGAGGCGAGGGCCGCCGCCGGACGCAUCGCCCGGUCGAUCGAGCAGGACGGCGACGGCGCCAAGAACACGUUGGACAGCUUCCGGAAGCAGAUGAGGGCGUACGGGCCCCCGACCCUGAGCUGCGCCAUCGUGCCCUCCCACGUGGCGGUGUGGAAGGUCAAAGGCACGCACGUCAGGCUCGGGGCCGUGGCGGCGCACAUGCUGGUCGAGGCCGGGCACCUGAGCUGGAAGCGGCUGCGGCUGCUCCGCCACACGGAGUGGCUCGACUUUGAAGGGCCCGGCGAGCCGGUGACGGCGGCGGCCGAGUCCCUGAAGAACACGGUCCGCGACGUGCUGGGCGGCAUCGGGAGCGGCCCCAUCCGAGUCGGCAAGACCGCCAAGCGCAGGCUCUGCCACAGGAUGCACUCGAGGCCGAAACGGAACGGCGGCGGCGGCGACGGCCCGCAGACCGACGAGCAGAUUCCCGCCAUACGGGUCAACGGCGAGAAGCCGGACAAGCCGGAGCCGCCGCCGCCGCCGCCGCCGUCGCUCGUCCCCGGGCCCGGCCAGUACGCGCGGGACAUUUCGAGCAGCGUGCGCCUGACGGCCCUGGCCGUUGCCAGAGCGCCGGCCAACCUGCUCGUCGCGCUGGCCCAGGGCUUCCACAACGCCCCGAGGCUGUACGGCGACGACACGGUCCGGCGGCCCACCAGGGUCAGCGGCUUCCGGUCCGGGCUGGUCGCCUCGCGGCGGGAGCUCGUGUACGGCGUCUACGACGGCGUGACCGGCGUGGUCCGCCUGCCCGUGCGGGGCGCCAGGAACGAAGGCGUCGUCGGCCUCCUCAAGGGCGCGGGCAUGGGCCUCGGCGGCCUGGUGCUCAAGCCCGUCUCGGCGGUGCUCGGCCCCCUCGGCUACAGCGUGCAGGGCGUCGUGAAGCAGGUCGAGCGGCGCCGCAGCCCGCGGCGGUUUGUGCGCCGCGCGCGCAUGGCCCAGGGCGAAGGCGAGGUCGGCCGGCUGGGCGCCGCGCGGGCCCGCGAGCUGGCGGGCCGGGUGUGCGCCGGGUGGCAGGUGCUGCAGCGCCUGGGGCGGGCCAUCGCCGACGACGAGCGCAGGAGGGGGCUGGCCGGCCAGGUGGACAGGGUGACGCUCGACGUGGCGUUUCUGUUUGCCAGCGUCGAGCGGGCGCGGACCUGCCUGGACGACCUGACGGCCGGCAAGAGCCUCGACGACGUCAUGACGGGGUACAAGGAGUGGAACGUGAAGGAGACGGAUCCGUCGUACUACCGGAGCGGCACGUCCAGGAGCCACCACGACGCGUGA
Messenger RNA from Ustilaginoidea virens, 3318 nucleotides. RefSeq lists its product as uncharacterized. Gene Ontology annotation, biological process: carbohydrate metabolic process. The coding region runs from base 1 to 3318 and encodes 1105 amino acids. The record is from RefSeq and is a predicted model, not a curated record. The transcript has a single exon. NCBI's taxonomy places the organism in Eukaryota, Fungi, Ascomycota, Sordariomycetes, Hypocreales, Clavicipitaceae. Gene Ontology annotation, molecular function: UDP-glycosyltransferase activity; hexosyltransferase activity.